AUGCAGCACGACACCAGCUACGCUACUUUAUGCAUGGACUAUAGCCGCGAGAAUGCUCAAGCUCAAGGGAGGGGGGAUGGCAGCAUCGUGUCGAGUGCUACUAACUAUUUGAGGCGAACGAGUAUUAUUAGAGCAGGGUUAGGAGCCAAGAGGAGCCAAGAUGAACCAGAUACGACGAACGAGACAGGGAAAGACGCUACCAUUGACAAGACAAAGAGCUUCACUUGUGGCAAGUUCUUAGCACUUGGGCGCAUUUGGUUCCUUUCAUUCUUUCUUCCCGUCUUCCCCAGCCAAGUCCUUGCCUUCCUGGCUCGCGACCUCCACCCCGUCAAGGAAAAAACGGACCAGACGAUAUUUGCAGGCGACCUCUGUUAUGGUGGGCGUCCAAAACACAAAAAUCUUGACGACUAA
Molecule: messenger RNA, 411 nt
Organism: Ustilaginoidea virens
Lineage: Eukaryota; Fungi; Ascomycota; Sordariomycetes; Hypocreales; Clavicipitaceae
Exons: 4
Coding region: 1-411 (136 amino acids)
Source: RefSeq, a predicted model, not a curated record